Xiphias gladius (swordfish) is the source of this 2677-nucleotide messenger RNA. Its product is annotated as zinc finger protein 570-like. The record is from RefSeq and is a predicted model, not a curated record. Gene Ontology annotation, molecular function: DNA-binding transcription factor activity; RNA polymerase II cis-regulatory region sequence-specific DNA binding. The transcript is spliced from 2 exons. NCBI's taxonomy places the organism in Eukaryota, Metazoa, Chordata, Actinopteri, Istiophoriformes, Xiphiidae. The coding region runs from base 101 to 1855 and encodes 584 amino acids. Gene Ontology annotation, biological process: regulation of transcription by RNA polymerase II.
GUUUUUACAGUGCGCGCAGCAGGUUGAGUAAAGAUGGUAACAUUAAACAUUAAACAGUAAGAAACGCGUAAGUGUUUAGUUUUCCGACUCUGUGAGGAAGAUGUCCAGACUCCAGGGUCUGAGGGUUUUCGUCAGCCAGCGGCUCACCGCGGCCGUGGAGGAGAUAUUCGGACAUUUAGAGAAAACCAUCACCGAGUGCGAGGAGGAGAUGGACCGCCGCCACCGUAAACUGCUGGACGUGGCUUUGACACCUGAAAUGAGGCAGCGAGUGUGUCCUGCAGAUGUCCAGCAGCUGUUGGUGAGUAAAGAAGAGGCUCCCCCUGAGCAGCAGGAGUGGAGCCCCAGUCUGGACCGGGCGGAACCACCAGAGCCCCCACACAUUAAAGAGGAACAGGAGGAGCUCUGGACCAGUCAGGAGGGAGAGCAGCUUCAAGGGCUGGAGGAGGCCGAUAUCAACAAGUUCUCAUUCACUCCUGUCCCCGUGAAGAGCGAAGAUGAUGAUGAAGAGAAACCUCAGACCUCACAGCUUCAUCAGAGUCAGACUGAGGAGAACAGAGAGGCAGAGCCUCCAGCCAGCAGCUCCGCUGAACAAAUGAAAACUGAAGCUGAUGGAGAAGACUGUGGAGGACCAGAACCAGCCAGCAACUUGGAUCCAGACAGAGAUUUACGAUCAGGUACUCAUGACAAGACUUGGGACCCUUUUGAACCAAAGUCUGAAGUCAGUUUUUAUGAGUGUAAAGAGUCCAGGGAACCUCAGUCAGGAGAAAAUAAUGACGUUCCCGUGAGCGAUAUGGGAUGCAAUACGUGCAAAUCAUUUAAAUGUUCUGAGUGCGGAAAAAGCUUUGGCUCCAUGGGAUAUCUGAAGUUACACAUGAGAUGUCAUACGGGAGAAAAGCCAUACAGGUGUCCAGUUUGUAGGAAAUGCUUUUCAUGGAGUGGACGUUUACGGAAACACCUGAGGAUCCACACAGGGGAGAAACCUUUCAGCUGCUCAGUGUGUGGUAAAGGUUUUGUUGAAAGUGGAAAUCUAAAGGUACACAUGAGAAUUCAUACAGGAGAGAAACCCUUUAUCUGCUCAAUCUGUGGUAAAGGAUAUGCACAAAGGGGGAAUUUGAAACAACACAUGGCAGUCCACAGAGAGGAGAACUUAUUUAGCUGCAGUGUUUGUGACAAAAGAUUCGCUUGGCUUUCUCAGCUCAAAAACCAUCAGUGUGUUGGUGGGUCCUCGCAGUUUCAUCAGAGUCAGACUGAGGAGAACAGAGAGGCAGAGCCUCCGGCCACCAGCUCCGCUGAUCAGAUGGAAACUGAGGCUGAUGGAGAGGACUGUGGAGGACCAGAACCAGCCAGGAACUCAGAUCCAGAUAGACAUUUACGAUCAGAUACUCAUGACAAGACUUGGGACCCUUUUGAACCAAAGUCUGAAGUCAGUUUUUAUGAGUGUAAAGAGUCCAGGGAACCUCAGUCAGGAAUAAUUAAUGACGUUCCUGUGAACGAUAUGGGACGCAAUAUGUGCAAAUCAUUUAAAUGUUCUGAGUGCGGAAAAAGCUUUGGCUCCAUGGGAUAUCUGAAGUUACACAUGAGAUGUCAUACCGGAGAAAAGCCAUACAGGUGUCCAGUUUGUAGGAAAUGCUUUUCAUGGAGUGGACGUUUACAGAAACACCUGAGGAUCCACACAGGGGAGAAACCUUUCAGCUGCUCAGUGUGUGGUAAAGGUUUUGUUGAAAGUGGAAAUCUAAAGGUACACAUGAGAAUUCAUACAGGAGAGAAACCCUUUAUUUGCUCUGUUUGUGGUAAAAGAUAUAGACAAAAAGGAAGUCUGACUAAACAUCUGGAGGUCCAUAGAGGGGAGAAAUGAAAUGAAAUAGAUAAAAUAAAAACUUCUGAAACCAGAAAAAACUGAGUUGGUGGUAGUUUUUAAAAUACACUGUGCAAAAAUCAAUGCACAGCAAAACCACCGCUCCCUCUUUCUAGAAACAAAAUACAAGAGUUCACGGUUCCUUGGAUGAAAAUGCAUCUUCCUCUGCAGACAUUUCUGUCUACCAAAUUUUCCGCCCCGUUGAAUUUAGCUAAAACCACUAAAAGCUGGACUGCGGUCAAAUAGUCCUUUUUUGCUUAAGAAGGUUCCUCACUGAAUGAAAUGACCCCGGAAGUAUCCAAGUGGCAGCCAUGAUGAGCGCUGGUCGAUUUCUCUAAAUGCUAAGGAAAGGAGCUUCACUGUUUCCUUUCUUAUCUCCUUUAGCAUAGGACACACUGGACCACCCUUUACGAAAGGAAAGAGGAAAACUCCGUCCCACAAUUCCUUGCGCCAGUAGCAUUUUAAGAGACGCACCAUUCGGCCGUUUAUGAAAAUGAACGAUCAACAUGACUGUCAAGGGCUGCAGAUCAUCGUGUAAGUAAUCGUUGCUUAUUAAGCAUUUUCCAUCUUGUGCGAUAACUUGCUUGUUAAACCCAUCGGCGAACUUAGACCCACGUCAAUAACAUCUGCCGUCGCAUAUUUACGCAUCUUAGUGUAAGUGGAGUCAGAUUCUCUCAGCACCGCGGUCGUCUUUUCCUAUGUCCUUAUGAAUUCUCCUUCACAUCUUUUCUUUACCUCAUUGUGUUUUCCAUCGAGGUCAAGGAAAAGUGGUUAGGAAAGGACAUAGGACGGCCGAUUGUCAAGCACAGAGAGCCUGAGUGA